AUGCCGACUCUAUCCUUAAUCAACUUUAACAUUGUCUGUGCGACGCUGGGGGGAUUCAUCUCUCUCUUUGGUCUAGUCUCCUAUCUAUGCAAGGAGACCUUUUAUUUGUCCGAAGCAUUAAUCUCAAUGCUGGCUGGCAUCGCCUUCUCUCCCCAUGCAGCCAAUUUCAUCAGACCUCUCGACUACGCUCAGGGGUCGCAACAAAACCUCGAGACUAUCACUCUGUACUUUGCUAGGCUGGUACUGGGGGUUCAGUUGGUCCUCGCCGGGGUGCAACUGCCCAAACGCUAUCUGCAGAUCGAAUGGAAAAGUCUGUCCUUGCUGCUAGGGCCCGGUAUGGCUGCCAUGUGGAUCUGCAGCAGUCUUGUCAUCUGGGCGAUGAUCCCGAACCUCCAGUUCCUCCAUGCGCUGAUUAUCGCCGCCUGUAUCACUCCGACCGACCCAGUGUUGUCCAACUCCAUCGUGAAAGGGAGGUUCGCCGAUAAACAUGUCCCGCGCCCAUUACAGAGGAUCAUCAUUGCAGAAUCCGGGGCCAACGACGGACUUGGGUACCCGUUCCUCUACUUCGGAUUGUACUUGAUGAAGUAUGUCGGGAUGGGCGGGGCAGGAACCAGUGGCGGUGCCGCAAAGGCAUUCGGGCUCUGGUUCUCCGAGACUUGGUGCUAUACCAUCCUGCUGAGCGUCGCAUAUGGUGUUGUCGUCGGCUGGCUUUCUCGGAAGCUCCUGCACUGGGCCGAAGAGAAGCGCUAUGUAGACCGCGAGAGCUUUCUGGUCUUUGCCAUUGCACUUGCACUCUUCAUUAUCGGAACCUGUGGAUUGAUAGGAACUGAUGAUCUUCUGAGCUGCUUCAUCGCAGGCAAUGUCUUCACUCAAGACGACUGGUUCCGCAUUGAAACCAUGGAUGAUUCGCUACAGCCCACGAUAGAUAUGCUUCUGAAUCUUUCCAUCUUUAUGUGGUUUGGCGCAGUAUGUCCCUGGUCUUCGUUUGCACAAAACGAUAUCAUCCCGAUAUACCGACUCGUCUUCCUGGGGGUUCUGAUCCUCCUUGUCCGCCGGAUGCCCAUUGUGUUUGCCAUGCAUAAAUAUAUCCAUCAGAUCGAGCAUCUGUCACAUGCUGCCUUUGUGGGAUUUUUCGGGCCUAUCGGGGUAGGCGCCAUCUUCUACCUCUCCGUUUGUCGAGAUUUUCUGCAAUCAAUCACUGUGGACGGCCAGGUCCGCGAGGACGCCCAAAGGGUCUCGGACGCGGUCAAUAUCGUUGUGUGGUUCCUGGUCAUUUGCAGUAUUAUUGUGCACGGCCUUUCUGUCCCCCUGGGCAAAGUAGGCUAUCACCUCCCCCGUACCAUCUCCCAGGCACUGAGCACCCCCUCAACCAUUGAACAUAACGCCGUCCGAAUCGCCCAUAUCCAACACACGCGCAGCACCGCAACCCCGGAAGUGGAUCAGAGCACCAGUCGAGGCCGCAAGCGCGGCGCCCAGACAGCCAGCAGUGCUCCAGAGGCGACUAUCUUCCGCGGCAAUGGGCAGCCGGGACCCAACGACCCCGAAGAGCCGGAGAGACCUGUCCGCCUCAUUACACAUGGGACCGAGCAAGGCGUUGUCUUUGCUGAUGAACGCCCGUAGCUCAAGGAAAUGAUUGUCGUCCCCCUUUUGCGGCUUCAUGCAGAUACUAGAGAUACAUACUAAAACUUUUCAUGUUGAUGCUCUAUCUCAGCGACAAGACAUGGAUUUCGGGUGAUUUUGGACUGUAUAUGCGCUCGAAACGAAAUAGAACGAUCUUUCUGAGAGGCUACAAGACUAUUUAACUACUAUAAAGAUUCAUCAGGAAUAAGAGGUUUUUGAUUGAAACCCUAGAUUUGACAAAGUCUUCAUUUUAUUUUUCUUGAACACGCUUUUCCUCUUCCUUGAUCUUCAUCCUGCCUUGCAACAGGAAGAAGACAGCCUCUCUCUUCUCGUAACUCCAUCCAUUCCCUUAUUUUCCGAUGACAUGAGAAUAUCACACUGUCCUCCGCCCUAGCCCUUCCUCAUCGAUUAAAAAGAGUGAUACAACAUAAAAGAAAAGAAAGAAAAGGUAAGAUGAUCAAAACCGAAGUGAGACCUAGCCGGUCUCGCAAUGGA
This is a messenger RNA of Penicilliopsis zonata CBS 506.65, 2115 nucleotides long. RefSeq lists its product as hypothetical. Gene Ontology annotation, cellular component: plasma membrane. Lineage: Eukaryota; Fungi; Ascomycota; Eurotiomycetes; Eurotiales; Aspergillaceae. Gene Ontology annotation, biological process: regulation of membrane potential; sodium ion export across plasma membrane; proton export across plasma membrane. The transcript is spliced from 5 exons. Gene Ontology annotation, molecular function: sodium:proton antiporter activity. Bases 1 to 1620 code for a protein of 539 amino acids. The record is from RefSeq and is a predicted model, not a curated record.